This is a messenger RNA of Chaetura pelagica (chimney swift), 1083 nucleotides long. It is a transcript of the gene RIBC2, whose product is annotated as RIB43A domain with coiled-coils 2. The record is from RefSeq and is a predicted model, not a curated record. The transcript is spliced from 7 exons. Lineage: Eukaryota; Metazoa; Chordata; Aves; Apodiformes; Apodidae. Bases 1 to 1083 code for a protein of 360 amino acids.
AUGCGGGAGAGGCCUCCCCAAAGGCCGGAGGGCCCCUCAGCGCCUCGUAGGUGCCUGCGGGUUGAUAAAGAUGCAUUGGAUUCCCAGGUCAAGGAUAGGAAAAUUCAAGAAGCAGCUGAAAAAGCACGAAAUGAACAGCUUGCUAAUGAAAUGAAGCGAAAUGACAAGAUCGUGUGUAUGUUAGAAGAACGACAGAAAGCUGAUAUCAGAAACAUAAAUAAAGCCAUCAAUGAAUUUCAGAAGAAUUUUCAGAAGCCAGAAACAAGACGUGAAUUUGACCUGAAUGAUCCACAAGCCUUAAAGAAGGACAGACCUGCUCGAGUUUCAGACAAUGACCCUCGAUGUACUGUAUCUGGCUUGCAGAAGUUUGUGGGUGAAGACUUAAACUACAAUCAGAGGAUGAAAUUUCAAAAGGAGCAGUUCAAAGAGUGGUCUCUCCAGCAGCAGAAAGACUGGAAGAAUGCAUUAGCUGAUAAACAAUAUGAAGAUUAUCUUUAUGACAAGAAUAGGAUUGCAAUUGACCAAAAGACUAUGGAGCUACAACAGAAAGAAGAAGAAAAUAGGCGUGCUGUUUGUGCAGCUACUAAAGACUUCAAUCAAAUCCAGGUUGCUGAACUAGCUCAGAAAAAGAGGUCAGAAAAGUAUCAAAAAAUGAAAGAUGACAUGGAUGAAAUUUCCAACCUCCUUAAAGGGAACUUACUUUCUGAAAACCCAGAACAAGCAGUCAGUUCCUUUGGUACACAUCGUGUGAUCACAGAUAGAUGGAAGGGAAUGAAUCAGGAUCAGCUGAUGGCAAUCCGUUCCGCUCAACAGCAACAAGUUCUGGAGAAACAGAGACUAAAACAGGAAGAACAGCGAAGAGAGGCUGAGUGGGACAGGCAAAGGUUACAGGCUGCAAGAGCUCUGCUGGUUUUAGAGCGGCAUCAUCAACGACAGAAUCGGGAACUCCGCCAGGCUUUAGACAGCGUCAACACAGAGCUGUCCCACGAGCAAAGAUCAAAGAACAUUUAUCUUAAAGAAGAGGAAUAUUCAAACGUUCCAACAGACCAGUAUUAUGCACAGUUUAAUACAACCAGCCGAUGA